Drosophila bipectinata is the source of this 2382-nucleotide messenger RNA. RefSeq names its product phosphatidylinositol 4-kinase II alpha (gene Pi4KIIalpha). Gene Ontology annotation, cellular component: endosome; trans-Golgi network; plasma membrane. NCBI's taxonomy places the organism in Eukaryota, Metazoa, Arthropoda, Insecta, Diptera, Drosophilidae. The record is from RefSeq and is a predicted model, not a curated record. Gene Ontology annotation, molecular function: 1-phosphatidylinositol 4-kinase activity. Gene Ontology annotation, biological process: Golgi organization; endosome organization; phosphatidylinositol phosphate biosynthetic process.
CGAAUUCUAUUCAUCAGCUGUUUGUCAAGUCGACGAAUUUUUUGCUUCGUCGUGUUCUUGGCGAAAAUAUAAUUCGGACGCGUAAUUCAGUUGUUAUUUUUGCGGAGUGCACGCCUGAAUAAUAGAAGCAUAUUGUCGAAGAACAUGCGAGCGGGGCGGUGGAACAAAGGCAAACGCAGAUAACAGAUAACAGCGACGCCCAAAAAGUGACAAACGACGACAGCGCAAGAAGAAGCAGAAGCAAACAACAGCAACAAAACCAGCUAAGCCCCACUCCCAGGCUACACACCUACUCACCCAACCAGAAACCCAACAAGCCACACGUGCCUGCGAUCCACUUUGGCCAUGAGCAGCGCACGGGAUCAGGAUCAAGAAGAUCCCCCCCUGCUGCAGCUCGAGGAUGAGGUGGAUCUCAUCGGAGACUUUGCCAAAGAGCAAGCACCGCCGUUAGCUCCGCUCCUCAAUGGUUUCGAUCCGAGCUCCAACCAAAUGACCACAAAAGUGGAGAUAAACACAAUUGGAAUUGGAAAGCGCAAGCAAAAGAAACGCGUUAAAAAGAUUCGCCAGCCCUUGCUGUUGUCGAUGGACGACGAUGACGACGAAGAAGAUGAUGAGGAGGAGGUGUUGGUGGUUAACCAAAGGAAAACUAAUGGUCUGCCACACACUGAAGCCGCUGGUGGGGAUGCUGGGCAUCACACACCGCAGCUGGAUAGAUUGGUACUCCUACAUGGUGACAUUACGAACACAGACGACGACGAAGGCGGCAGCGACGGCGAAGAAGUAGUGCUUUUAAAGAAGGGCGACCAACAGCAGCCACAGGUGGUUAGUCUCAUCGCAAACGUUAAAGCGACAACAUCGACGGCUGCAUCCCCGCUAAAAAACGCAACGCAUAUCCGUCACCCGCACGACGAGGCCGACGAUAUUUGUUUAGUGCCAGAAAUCGACUUUGAGGGCAUGUCCACGGACGCUGGCAGCGAUAACCGAGAGUCGCAACCACUUCUUGGACCUACCAGCCACGGCAGUCGAAUUAGCGAUCUGCUUGGUGGUUUGGGACGCGGCCACGAUCACGUGGCUCCCGUUUCAAACACGUUCGGAGAUGAUCCACUCUUCUCGGAAAUGGUGGCCAAGGCGGAGGGAGCCAUUGAGCAGGGUGUGCUGCCCGAGCGUAUUUACCAGGGUAGCAGUGGUUCCUAUUUCGUCAAGGAUACCUCAAAUCAUUGCUUGGCCGUGUUCAAGCCAAAAGAUGAAGAACCCUACGGCAGACUUAAUCCAAAGUGGACCAAAUGGAUGCACAAACUGUGCUGCCCCUGUUGCUUUGGCCGCGCCUGCCUGAUUCCAAAUCAAGGGUAUCUUUCCGAAGCAGGGGCGAGCUUGGUGGAUCGCAAACUCAAUUUAAACGUGGUGCCAAAGACCCGAGUAGUGCGACUGGUGGCCGAGAGCUUUAACUAUGCCCGCAUCGAUCGCCAAAAAGCCAAGCUGAAGAAGCGCAUCAAAGAACACUAUCCUUCGGCGCACUUCAAUCGAAUGAGCUUACCCUUAAAGACCGGAUCCUUCCAAAUGUUUGUGGAGGGAUACAAAGAUGCGGACUAUUGGCUGAGGCGUUUCGAAAGCGAACCCCUACCAGAGUCAGUGGCUAAAGCUUUCCAAAUACAAUUCGAGCGACUGGUUGUCCUGGACUACAUUAUCCGCAACACUGAUCGGGGCAACGAUAACUGGCUGAUAAAAUAUGUAGCGCCCAAGAUUUCAGCACAGGUGGAAGGCACAGGUGGCAAGUCAAUGCGUGGAGUGGUGAAGCCAAAAAUGCCAGAUCCACCUAUAGUUCCUGUGGAGAAUCAACCAGACCAGAAAUCUCAAGUCGAAAAGAAGAACCGGGGAGUGGGAACCGAAAAAGAUAGCAGUAGCUUAACCAGCAGCGAAGAUGAGCACUCGAAAUUAGAUCCCGCCUGGAAUGUAGUGAACUCGGCCUUCAUUCGGAUAGCUGCCAUUGAUAACGGAUUGGCGUUUCCUUUUAAACACCCGGACUCCUGGCGUGCAUAUCCGUAUCAUUGGGCCUGGCUUCCGCAGGCGAAAAUUCCAUUCAGUGAAGAUAUAAAGAAGCAUGUUUUGCCACAACUAUCUGAUAUGAACUUUGUCGAAGAGAUUUGCACGGACCUGUUAUAUCUCUUUCAGCAGGAUCGAGGCUUCGACAAACGCCUUUUCGAGCGACAGAUGUCUGUAAUGCGAGGUCAGAUCCUGAACCUCACACAGGCACUCAGGGACGGAAAGUCCCCGGUGCAGCUGGUCCAAAUGCCGGCCGUAAUUGUGGAGCGGUCAAGCGGCAAUCGAUUCUUUUCAUUUACGCAGCGCUUCCAGAAUAAGAGUCCCUUUUUCUCCUGGUGGUGA